CGUUGUCACUGUCGACAAAAAAAUUAAAAAUCAUGCGAUCAAAAUUACAUGUUAGAAAGGCUCGCCAAACCAAGUGGACUUUGUAUUGCUUGACAAGUCACCAGUUUAUAAGGUGUGUAAAAAGCCCUGGUACACUUUUAGAAAUUGACUGAAGCUCACUUUCCAGGAAGGAUGGAGUCCCAAACGGUGACGGAUGGCCCUGUCGUGCCAGAUGACUGGAAGACACUGGUACCUUGUAUGCCAACUGGUCCCUUAGAUGUGUAUCGUAAGAAGGCCUCCUUCAAUUGGAAGCAUUUGAAGCUACUCAUGGAGGGUGAAGAUGCAAUCAGAUUUAAGCAUGAUCUAUGGAGCAUGAUGGAGAAGGAACCGGUCUUCCAGCAUCUCCGUCAUGACACAACGAUGGCCGAUGAGCGAGAGGCUACACAGAGACGUCUUCAGCAUCUCAUGAAUCUUAACAUCCUGCCGUGGGAGAAGCUGAUGGAGAACAUGACCCAGAUGCAGUGGAUGAUCAACGGUCUGGGCAUGUUCAACUGGUCGCUGUCGGCCAAGUACAUCCUCAACUAUCAGAUGUUUGGUGGCUCCAUAAUGAGUCUUGGCACAGAGCGACACCUCAAGUUCAGAGACCAAGCAUCCAGCUUUGAAAUCAGUGGGUCUUUCUCAAUGACAGAGCUUUCUCAUGGCAGUAACACCAAAGCAGUUAGAACCACAGCUACGUAUGAUCCAAAGACACAGGAGUUUGUAAUCAACACGCCCGACAUUGAGGCCACAAAAUGCUGGGUGGGUGUAUUAGGAAAGACGGCCACCCACACACUCCUAUACGCCCAGCUCUACACCCCCGAUGGGGUACGGCACGGGUUACACCCAUUUAUUGUACCCAUACGGGACCCUAAGACCCUCUACAGCUACCCGGGAUUGGUGGUUGGAGACAUGGGCAAGAAGAUGGGCCAGAAUGGCCUCGAUAAUGGUUUUGUGUCUUUCAAGAAUUAUCGUAUUCCGAGGGUGAAUCUGUUGAACAGAGGGAGCGAUGUGACCCCGGAGGGUAACUACGUCACACCGUAUAAGGAUCCAACAAAGAGGUUUAGCACAGCACUGGGUGCGCUAUCAGCCGGCCGGGUCGGGAUAGCGAGCAUGGCCGUCACCAGUCUGAAAAAAGCAUUGAGCAUCGCUGUCCGUUACUCGGCAGUACGCAAACAGUUUGGACCAACGGCCGAGAAGGAAAUCUCAGUUAUAGAGUAUCAACUGCAGCAAUGGCGAUUACUACCGUAUGUGGCAGCCAUGUAUGCCCAGCAUGUUUUCACAUUCCACAUGAUCGAGAGCUAUAAUGAAUUUGUCAUUAAUACAUUCCUCGGGGAUAAAAGUGAAAGACAAAUGAUGAUGAGUCGUGAGAUCCACGCUCUGACCAGCGCUAAUAAACCACUCACAACAUGGACAGCCAGGAAUGCUAUACAGGAAUGUAGAGAAGCAUGUGGUGGCCAUGGAUUCCUCUGGGCGAGUGGCUUUGGUGAGAUUCGCAAUGACCAUGACCCUAAUUGUACCUACGAAGGUGACAAUAACGUCUUGCUGAUACAAACAAGCAACUUCCUGAUCAGUCUAGCUCAAGCUAAGAAAACAGAUGGAGAGGCGAUGUGGUCCACCAUGGAAACAGUUGACUUCAUGGAUGAUAUGGAGAAUAUUCUACCAAGGAGGUUUAAUUGCACCACAGAGAGAGAGGUCUUGGCUCCUGAGGUCUCUCUUGCUGUCUACAAGUGGUUAGUGGUUUAUCUACUACAGGAGAGUAUGGCCAAAGUGAAGACAGAAAUCCAACGAGGCAAAGAUCUAUUCACGGCACGCAAUGAUAGCCAGGUGUACUACUGUCGAUCACUCGCUAUUGCUUAUAUCGAGCACACAACACUUGAAGCUUUUUACAAGUAUUGUCACAGUAACGACCAGGCCCCCUCCAUCAAAGAAGUGCUGCUGAAGAUGUGUAGUUUGUAUGGACUAUGGAGUCUGGAAAAACAUGCAGCAACAUUGUAUCAAGGAGGUUUCUUCACCGGCAGUCAGCCAUCUCACCUGAUUCGCAAUGCCAUCUUAACCCUCUGCUCUCAACUCAAAGAUGAAGCCGUGGCUCUUGUAGAUGUCUUUGCUCCUACUGAUUACGUCCUCAACUCAACAAUUGGUGCCUCAGAUGGGCAGGUAUACAAACGCCUUUACUCAUCCUUCCUGGAGGCCCCAGGGAGCUUAGAACGACCCACUUGGUGGAAGGAGUUUGUCGACAAGACAACUUCAUCCAAACUUUGAGUCGUCAGACGGAACAAACAUCUCUUCAAGCCGCAAACAAAUUAAACUAUACAGAGUUUACAAUCAGAGCAUACCGAUCGAAACGUCGAGUUGAAACCAAUGGUUCUUUUCAGAACCACCCCAACUGAUUAGAGAUAGUCAUUACAUGGUGUUACCGCAAACCUUUUCAUAUCUUAUACAGAGUAUCCUUGCUUUAUACAAAACCUGCACUGCACUGCACCAAAUGUCUGCUUAAGAAACAGGUUAAAAUAAAGGAUUCAAUCUGCCUCUAGCUACCGGGCUAUUUCGGUGGUCAAGUUAGUACGAUAUCUGCUCUCGAUGGCAAAUGCCUGGGAUUUUGUUCACAGAACUCGGGAAAAUCCGGAGUCUACAGUGCAACAGACAUCCAUGGAAGUGUUAAACCAUAAUAUUCAACCCAAGCCUGGAGUCCACAGGUCACACAUCUGUGUACGAUCAAACCAAAUUAUAUUUCUGUAGCUCCGAUGCAAUUAUUUAUGCUCUCUGAAAUAUUGAAAUGUUUUAGGAUUUCUUGUUUCUCAGUUUUGUUUACAGAAGGUCAUUUAAGGGGAGAACAUUUUACACCAUUUGUAAAUGUUGGUGCAAUGUGGCUAUACUUUCCACAACUCCUUUAUGAAACUUGAUUGAGCGUUUGUGAAAACUAAACAAUGUGCAUUCUAUGUUGCUGUGUUGUAUGUUUUGUUUUUGCCGGGUUUCAGUAUUGUUUCAAGACGCUAAACAACUUCAGGUCAUUUGCAAUUAUAAUUGGUAAGUUGUUCUGCCUUAAAUAAAGUCAGGUAUAAAUAAAGUCAUGUGUGUGGAACAUUGGCGUCUUGCAAAUAUCAAGGAUGCCAGUUCAUUAUUUUAAGAAACAAUUUUAUGAAAAUUAAGUUCAAAUUUCAAAAUACUUAUCAUGUGUCUUACAUAUUGAUACGAAUAUCAAUAAUAUUAAAAUUUUGUUUUUAAAUUCAACUUUGUUUUAAGACGCUUAAUGAGCAGUCAUGUGAUGGAUGGCAGAAUUACGUAAUUUAAAUACUAUAUUAUUCUUGAACAUGGUCUUAACUAUAGGAAAAGGUGUUAAAUAUUGUUAUCGUACAAAUUAAUAUUUGAAGAAUUAAAUCUUGCAGUUAUAUACAUAUGGAAACUUGAGGUUCA
Molecule: messenger RNA, 3429 nt
Organism: Asterias rubens (European starfish)
Lineage: Eukaryota; Metazoa; Echinodermata; Asteroidea; Forcipulatida; Asteriidae
Product: peroxisomal acyl-coenzyme A oxidase 3-like
Exons: 16
Coding region: 172-2277 (701 amino acids)
Biological process (GO): lipid homeostasis; fatty acid beta-oxidation using acyl-CoA oxidase
Cellular component (GO): peroxisome
Molecular function (GO): fatty acid binding; FAD binding; pristanoyl-CoA oxidase activity
Source: RefSeq, a predicted model, not a curated record